Synchiropus splendidus (mandarinfish) is the source of this 5824-nucleotide messenger RNA. RefSeq names its product caspase 8 associated protein 2 (gene casp8ap2). Gene Ontology annotation, molecular function: transcription corepressor activity. NCBI's taxonomy places the organism in Eukaryota, Metazoa, Chordata, Actinopteri, Syngnathiformes, Callionymidae. Gene Ontology annotation, cellular component: PML body; mitochondrion. Gene Ontology annotation, biological process: extrinsic apoptotic signaling pathway via death domain receptors; Fas signaling pathway. The record is from RefSeq and is a predicted model, not a curated record. Bases 329 to 5398 code for a protein of 1689 amino acids. The transcript is spliced from 10 exons.
GCUCGUCCACCAGGGGAGCAAGUUGGGAUCUACUAAACUCGCCUUUCUUCGGCUCCCCCGAUGCUUUCGUCGAUACGUGUUUACGCGAGCACUUAGUGAGCGCUCGAAGGAGUUAUCGAACUGCAAAACAAUGCAUACCAUCUAGGGCUACUAUCGUUUUUGUCGGGUUUUUUCAACGCCAUCAGCUGGAGAGGCUGUCACAGACCGCGGGAAAAUGUCACUUCCUGUGCAAUGGAGUCUUGGCGCGACAUUCUGGUUGUAAACAACGGGACUCGAUCGAACGCCUGAAGUUCUUCUGGAGACAUCAUCAGUAACUAGUCCUGGAUGAAUGGAGGACGAAACCAUGGCUUCUACCACUGCAGCUUUCACCCCAGUUCCCAAUGAAGAUUCUGUGGACAUCUACGAGGGUCUGGACGUCAACGAUGGCUCCAACACAGGACACACAUUUUCUGCUCCCUCUAAACUGAAGGAGUCGAUGGAUUUAUACGAGGAAAUAGUCCAAGAAGAGCAGCACAUCAGGGAGGCCUCCUUCAGUGAUUUACAAGUUCGAUUUCAAGCUGCCCAAGGCCAAAUUCAAGAGUUACACCGAAGACUGCAGCAAAUGGAGAUCCAGAACGACAAACUGAACACAGAGAACUUCAAACUGAAAAAGAACAUCUCUGCGCUCCUAAGCACGGCUAGACAGGAGGUGGCACGCAAAGACCAGGAAAUCCAGAGGCUUAACAAGUGUUUGGAGAAAAAUGGUCAUCGUUUUCGAGUCAAUCACCUCCCGGAUCGGAUUUCCUCAAGUUCUUCCAGGAGCUUCUCCAGUUGUCCCGCUCCUCCUCCUUCCUUUCAUCACCCUCCGCCUCACUCAUCUGCUCCUCUUCCGCCUUCACGUCUCCUUCCUCCUCCUCCUCCUCUUCCACCACCCCCUGCUUGUGCACCGCCACCUCUUCCUCCACCCCCUCCUCCUCCUGCACAACCACCUGCUCCUCAACCUCCUAAUCUACCUCGGCCACCUCCAACCCAGCAUCAACAACCCCCCAGCACUGAAGGCAAUGCCUCUGAAAUCACAACACCCCAGUCUAGCAGUCACAAGAGCAGCAGUUCUAAAUCUUCAUAUCAUGGCCAAUCCAGAAGUUCCCCUGAAGAUCGGCAAGUUCCAGAGAAGCACACAGGGCUUGCUACUGAUAUCACUACUAGUCAGUCAAACCGCCAUGAGAACGUGGAUAAACACAGGUCCAGGCACAGAGAGGAGAAGCACCAAGGACCCAAGCAGCCUGAGUUAACCGAGAAGAGGCACCGAAGAGACCACAAUCACAUGGCUGGCAGGAGGUCUCACAAGUCGGAUUCUGAACGAAGACAUCUCUCAAGGUCUGAAAAAAAUCGGAGCCACCAAAGUGCCAGUCACAGAUCAGACCGGUCCAAAAGCCCCCUGCCUGAAGUCCAGUCCAACUGGAGCACGUCUGAAUCUGAGAGGAGAAUCCGAGAGAGAAGACGACACAAGACGGGCGCAGCAGAGGGCAGCAAAGAGGGUUUGGACCAUCAUUCAAGAAAGACAAUUGAUGGGCUCAAGAGGUUUGACUCAAAGGACAGGAGCAAGUUGUCUCUCUCUGAUAGUCACGGUCACUCGUCCAGUGAGAAGGUGUCAGAUAGACAUUCCAAGGAUUUCAAGAGACAUAAGAGGACUGCUCCUUCGGAAACGAGGGAGAAGACCAGCGACUCAGCGCAUCACGUGACUGAUGCAGAGGUUAUCGACAGACAGGAGAAAUCGAAAGAAGCUUCUGAGAGAUCCAGUCAAGGAGCUGCUGAGAAAAGUCCCAACAGCAAACUGUCGUUCAUGGAAACCUUGAAUCUAACACAGUCACCUGUGAAGAAGCCAACUCCAGCCAAUGGAGAGGAGCUUCAGAAGAUGACUGAUGAUGAAGCCGGGCCGCCUGCGUUUGAAGACAUGUGCGUCAUAGAUGAAGUUAGCAGUAGUGAAGUUGACCCGUUUUCUGCUCAUGCAGAUGAUGUGUUCAAUGACCUCCAGAGUCAAGAAGGCAUGCCGGAAAAAGGUGUGAUCGAAGAAGCUGCUGGUAGUGAACCAGCUGAAGAGAAUCAAACCGACAUGCAGGUGGGAACAGACAGUCCCCAAGCUGAGGAAAGGCCAACAAGCUUUCCUCCAUGUGGUUCCACUCACGUGCCUGGUGAAAGAUCCCCUCAGACGAAGGAAGUAGGCGCCAUAGACAAACAUGCUGCUGGAUCAGCUCAUGAUGUUGUUCCUUCAAAGCCUGACUCAAAUACUGUUUCCUCAGAAGAAGAGGCUGCUCUUAUUCCCAGCUGUGAGCACCAGGAUACCUCUAUUCCUCCUAAAUCACCUCCUCAAGAAGCUGCUUCUCCAGCAGCUCAGCUACUCCAGGACUGUCGUCCAUCGUCUGACCCAGCUGCUUUCCACAGUUCCCCACUGAAGGAGGAUGCACAGAAAGAAUUGUCGGAGAACCUGGACUGUCUACCUCAAGAAGGCAUUAGUCUCCCUGAGGCGAUCUUGGUGCUGACCCAGACGGAGGCAGAAGAGGUCGCGGCGAACGGCACUAUCAAGGGCUGCAGCACAACAAAGGAGGUGGCCUCAAUGGAGAAAUGCAUUGAGCUGAAAACGCCUGAGAAGGUUGUGAGCAAGAGCUACCGUAGCACUGCGGAGUCGCCACUGCUCCAUGACGAAGACUCCAUGCUGCGCACCCUGAGCAACCUGAGGAAGAUUCCAGAUGCUAUAAGCCCUUUGAGCAGCCCGAUACGGUUCACCAAGAGAGGUCUUCUGCAUUCCAAGCCUGGAUUUGUAAAGAGUCUCCAGAAAGAAUUCACAAGCAAAGGCUCAGACCCCAACCUCAAUAAAUUGGAUGUCAACAAAGAAAACAAAUAUCCAGGUUCUCCUGCCAAACGUGAGCCACAAGACAUGGUGGAGAAGUUAUCGGACCUGGCGUCAAGUGUUUCCGAGACGGAACUAGAGGAGGGGGAGAUUCUGAGUGAGUGUGAUGAGGCGGCCAUUGUGUCCCCCGCCACCAAGAGGGCCAAGUUGAUGCGCUCCGUCAAGACUCGGGGAAGCCCCAAGUCAGUGUUAACCAAGAAAGCUGGCGGAGCUUGUGAGACACCGAAGGAAGAAGUUGAAGGAUUCUCUCAGAGCCCUUUGAACAAAAGUCGUUUUAAGAUGGUGUGUCCGGCGUCCACCAAGUCCUACUUUUCUACCAUAGAAGAAGUUAUGGAAACCUUUAAAUCGGUUCGCGCCGAGAUGAGGAAGAAGUACAUGAAACUCCACAAGACAUUUCCCAGGAAGAGCUUCUACGGCGUGAUGGAGAACUUCCAAGAGUCAUUCUCAGAGUUUGUGGACGGAGCCCAUUUCGGUAAAAUUUGUAGCCAAUCCGAUGAGCUGAAGACCAAGCUGAAGAAGCACAUCUCGACAGUGUUUAGCAAAGUGGCCAACAACGGCAUCGUCAAACGCAUAUUUGACCAGCAAGCUGUGGACCUAAAGCAGAAACUGUGGGACUUUGUUGAUAACCAAGUGGAUUACUUGUUCAAGGACAUCGUUGUUACGCUGAAGGAGCUUUGCAAGCAAACAAAUGCUCAACCUGAAGACAAGCGAUCCCGUGAACCGAAGGUCUAUAAGCCACCGCCUGCAUCCCAAACAACCCCUCCACCUCCGGCCGACCUGAAUCGGAAAAAGCCAUGUCCUUAUAAAACAGGCCUCGGGAGCCGGGGGAAAGACAUAAAAAUCAACCUGGAAGACAGUGACGGCGACAGCCAUCACCCCAGACUAAAGCCGCAAACUCCCGUGAAAUUCCUUUCCCCUAAAAAACCUUUCACGCCGGACAAAAACAGCAUAGUCUCUCUGGGCAUCUCCAACAGCUCAAUCUUGGAUAAAACUGACUUUGAAAUACUGACAGAGCAGCAGGCCUCGAGUUUGACCUUUAACUUAGUGAGAGACUCUCAAAUGGGAGAAAUAUUCAAAUGCCUCCUGCAGGGCUCUGACCUGCUGGAAGCUGGAGGUGACAGCGCCUCCUGGCCUCUGGGAACCCCAAGGAAAGAUGCCGACAGAAUUAUCACAAUAAGCACGCCCACGAAGUUUGACUCUCCGUCCAAACUGCUGACCCCGAGUAAGUUUGAUACCCCCUCCAAACUCAUAGCGACAUGGUCGACCAUUUCCCCUCGGAAGAUUUCAUCUCCGCAGCCCAAAGUCCAACUGAACCCAGCUAUAUUCGAUGAGAGCUGCCUCAUGGAAGUGCCCUCAGGGAGCGGUGCAGCCUCACAGAAAACCUAUUCUAUUCUUGCCGAAGACCUGGCUGUUUCCCUCACCAUCCCGUCGCCUCUGAAGUCUGACAGCCACCUUAGUUUUCUGCAGCCUCCCAACAGGAACAUCCUGUCCACCCCAGAGAGCGUCCUCAGCGCUCACUUCAGCGAAGAUGCCCUCAUGGAUGGCGAAGACGUGAGUGAGCACGACAUCCACCUGGCCCUCGACACCGACAACUCCAGCUGCGACUCCAGCAGCAGUGUGGCUCUGCAGCCGGCCAACGCGUCGUUCGUGUUCAAGCCCAACCUGCCCGUGCAGGCGCUGGUGAUGGAGAGGUCCAACGAUCAUUUCGUGCUGAAGAUCCGUCAGGCCAGCACGCACGCAGACGUCACCAUUGUCGCAGAUGAGAGUUUGAGUCGGACGCUAACAGAAGAGCCACAAAUGAAGGACCUUGCUCCAAGUCCUGUGAAAAGUCCCUGCAAAGCACCCAGUGAGGAGACGAGUAGACGUGAAGAAUGUAGAGCAGUGUCACCUAAAGGCUUGGAUGGUUUGUCUGAAGAACGUGGCGUCGACGUUCAGCACGCUGAGAGAACGCCGCCUCGGGCUGUUGAGGGAACCAACCAGCCGACUUCUCCGUCAACUCACACCAGCAACCUUAAUCCGUUGAACACAAGACAGGCAUCUGAGAGCUCAGAAAGUAGCCCAAGUUGUGAGGGGUCACAGUACCAGGACUCCUCUUCACCAGCAGAGGAGCAUCAAGGGUCAGAGUCUGAGAGAAACCUCAUCAUCACAGAAGACCUCAGCGGCUCUCCGGAGAAGGAGCGUGAGAAAAGGCGGAAGCGGAAAAAGCACCAAAAAGUGCCCAAAGCAAAGAAGUCCAGGAAGGAAGAGAAGAAGGCAGAAAGAGAGUCGCCAUUGCAAACAUCUCCUACGUCGAACAGUCUGUCCGCCAAGAACGUGGUGAAGAAGAAGGGCGAGGUAGUCAUCGCGUGGACCAGAGAUGAAGACCGAACAAUCCUGAUCGAGCUGAAAACUAAAGGCGCAUCACGUGAGACAUUUGCCUUCCUGUCGGAAAAGCUCCAGAAGCCCACUGAGCAGAUCGCCCAGAGGUUCCACCAACUCAUGAAGCUUUUUAAAAAGCAAGGAAAGAGCUGACCUCAUCAUUUGAACGACUGCCAGCCGCACAUCAUCAGUACUGUUCUAAUGAAGAAUCCAAGUUCGGUUUACGAUGUUUGUCGAUGGAAUAUUUCAAAUAUUUAUGAGAAUAAGAACAGAUGUGCACAGUCACUGCUCCCAGACAUCAUCUGACCUCACUGAGUUUUUACUUCCUGCCUACCUAAAGUAAAAAAAAAAAAGUUCAGAUCUGACACUUGUGGGAUCCUCAAUAUUUUUUCUGUUUGUUUGAAUCUGUUUUUAUCGAUCAGAUGGUUCUUUAACCAGUUGCACCAUGUUGGUUGUUGCUAUUUUAUAUAAUUAAAGAUAGUUUUAGCAGGUCAGUUCGAUCUGCCCUGCUAACCUACUGUGAACAACGUUGUCAAAAAUGUACAUACUUGUUUGCUAAAAUAAAGUUUUAUUUAUUUA